AGAAAAAGGGACGCCUUCGAAUCGACUGGACCUGUGACAGUGGUUCAUUAGCUCUUAAGAUUUUGAGGAUUUACCUUUUCCUGACAUUUAGACGCAGUGCUGAUUCUACUGGCAUGUAGACUUAAAUCUUGGACAGCUGCUUUGGUAUUUCUGCUUUUAAAGAGAACGUGACCACCUGAGCUGAGGCAGGAAAUAGGAGCCGAGCCAGCGGUACAUUGACUGAAUUGACUGUCCUCUAUUUUUCCUUUGUGCUCUGGUUAUUUGAAUUCUUCAGGAGGUUUUUUUUACCUUAUAUGGAGGACGUACAGGGCCAUUGCUAAUGCGUGAUUGGGCCAUGUGUGAGAUGCAUAUUUGACCCACUUAAGUGUUAAAUAACACAACAAAGCAGGUACUCAAAGAACAGAAAUGAGUGAACGCUCUCUAUUAGUGAGAUGAAUACUGUGGGAAAAUAUUUCAUGAUACUGUUCAAGUGGAUGUACCUUUGUAUGAAAUAUGGUCUCACAAAACUUUUGGGUGCUAUUCCAUUUAUCAACAAUUGGCUAGCAUCCUCAGGUGUCACUGAUAGAGAAUCCUGCUCAGCAGACUCAGAGGGGUGGGAAACAUACGAAGCGCUGCGUACAUAUUACGUUGGAGAUGGAACCAAGGUUACAGUCCAAACCAGCACACAUGCCUUUCAUGUGGACCUCCAGAGACUUUCAGAGUGCAGCGAGUACUUCAGAGCCUUGUCCCAGUCCAGGAUGAGAGAGAUCUCAGACAGCCACAUCCACCUGGACCACGUGAGCUCUCCCAUCUUCUACAACUUCCUUGAGUUCUCCUUCAAUGAUAAUUUCAAAGUCCCUCAGGUGGAGUUGGAAGCACACAUCCAGGUCGGUAGCUAUCUCCUAGCUGAGGCCUUCCUCUCAAAGUGCCUAUCAGUGCUGGCAGAUGAACUCAGCCCGUCUAACUGUUUGACUUACCUGGGUCUUGCUAAGGAGCUCCUCUGUGCAGAGAUGAAGAUGACAGUGUUCGCUUAUCUGAGCAGAAACCUGCUGGAGCUGCCGCAAGUCAUCGGGUGUCUUGGUGAUGAGGAGAAGGAGGAGGUCGUGCAGUUGAGGAUGCAAGGAGACCGACGCCUCUGCAGCCUCAGAAAGGAGAACCUGAGUUCUUGGAAGGACCCGGAAACAGAACGUUCCAGACGUGUAUUCACCCUGAAGGGGUCAGAGGACAGCGGAGAUUGGCAACCAGUCACAGAGCUCCCAUUUAGGGCUGAUAAGUGGUGUUUUACCACUGUGGUGCUUUUUAAUUACUUAUAUGUUAUAGGAGGCUACAGACAGCGUAUGAAGAGAGGCUGGGAGUUCAAUAUGGCUUCCUUCAGGUAUAAUCCCUCUACUCAUACGUGGGUCGCCACAUCACCCAUGAUAAAGCACAGAAGGCACUUCAGUGCAGUAGCCUGUGAAGGCUGUAUUUACGCAGUGGGGGGCUGGUACUUGGACUCUCUGGUGACUCCAGACUCCAGCACAGCUCUCUAUGCAGCUGUAGAAUGCUACGAUCCAUGGGAGGACACGUGGAGGUUUGUGUCCUCACUGCCGCUCACUGACUUCCAGUUCACAGUGUCCUUGUCCCAUGAUGUGCCCCUUGUUACAAGCCUUGGACACUUUGUUUAUGUGCUGGGGACCAUCCAGAGGACCGGCGAGAAACUGUUGCUGCAGUACAACACAAAGCUAGACUCCUGGUCUGAACUGCUUCCCACACUCACCAGGGCGGACAUUGACCUUCCCACUCUUUAUUUCCUGGGGGCCACUGACAGGCUGCUCGUGAUUGGUGGGAACAACUCAGAGAAUGUGGUGACAUCGUUCUGCGUGGAGACACAGAAGUGGGGUCAGGUGCACCGGGCUGAGAAAGUGGCCUUUGCAGGGCAGGGGACAGUUGUAGGCGACCAGCUCCUGAUGCCGAGUAUUGAGCACAACACUGUUGUGAGGAUGGAUCUCCGAACUCUCACCCUCACGGUCCUCCCUCCUCUACCCAUCUCCAUCUGCUACGAAGCUGCCUUUUAUCUUCACUUCUAAUGCUACCGUUAGCUUCCCUGAACACACUGCACGCUUGUUUUAGUGGAUAAAUGCUUUAAAGUCUUUCUUAAACGUAAGGUGAUAAAUUACAUAAGUGGAUUAUCUUUGGAGGAUUAUCCUUAUCUUUUGUGCUUAAAGUCAUUUAGUUUAGUUCAGUUUGUGCUGACUAUAUAUAGACUCCUGAACGAUAAGCUUGACUUUAUUCUUCAGUCAAAUUGAUAUUCACUGUGGCCCUGUGCAUAAUUCAGGAUUUACUGAAGUUUAUCUUCUAAGAAAAUUGUACAUAUUCCGUACAAAUAAACUGUAUGUGAGAUACAAAAUCCAACUGAAUUCUUCUUAGAUAACUCUUGUGAUUAUCAAGGUUAAUAAAGGUUACUUCAAGGUUAUUAAAGGUUAUUUAUGAAUAUGAAUAUAAAUAGGGUAUCAUGAAAUGUGAGAGUCAUAGAAAAAAAACUUUCCAGACCCUAUCAGUUUUUUAUUUAUUUGUGUAUAUUAUAGAUAUUUCUUUAAUUAAUUAAUUAAUUACUACACUUUUCUUUCUCCGAUUGGAUAAACACCAUUACAACUUAAUGUCUUAAAGUCUUUAAAUACAUUUUUUUUAUUAUAUUAUCACAUAGGG
Messenger RNA from Mugil cephalus (flathead mullet), 2664 nucleotides. RefSeq names its product kelch-like ECH-associated protein 1. The record is from RefSeq and is a predicted model, not a curated record. The coding region runs from base 432 to 2045 and encodes 537 amino acids. NCBI's taxonomy places the organism in Eukaryota, Metazoa, Chordata, Actinopteri, Mugiliformes, Mugilidae. Gene Ontology annotation, molecular function: protein binding. The transcript has 8 exons.